AGGCGUCGAUUUGGUGUCUGAGAUCUCGGGAAUGGUGGUCAUGUUGGCUGCUACGGUAGCAUUUGCUGACUCCUAGUUUCUCAAGCCACCUCCUCUGUCGAGAAGCGUUCUCUAUAUAUCUGCUCACGAUUCUCAGCACGUUCGUUUAAGCUUGCCCUGACUUGUGCACCUUUCGCUCGCUUUUCUUCUCUGCUAUCGGCCACGGUGCCUUUACGUUCAUUUCAUUCCUACCAACCCCAGGAUCAGUGAUUGCUGGUUUACAUUCUUUUGACUAAAGUUAAAGGCUUCCUUUUCAACUCGCCGAAUUAGAUUGCCUACUUCUGGCUCCCGAAAAGUCUCAUCAUGCACUCCAAGAUUUCUCUCGCCGUAGUGGCAGCAUCGCUUCUUACCCAGACAUCCGCCUACAUUCGAUUCUCAUGUGCAAAUCAUGUCGUUGAAGAGCGUGCAGAUCCUAUCGUCAAUCCGGGGGCCGUAUCUGCUCACGCCCAUAAGAUUGCGGGAGGAAACGGUUUUGGCUUUGAAAUGACUUACGAUCAGGCUCGAGCUUCCCAAUGCUCGUCGUGCCCUAUCACGGCAGACUUCUCCAACUACUGGACCCCUAAGCUGUACUACCAAGCUCAAAAUGGCAGCUUCCAGAGCGUCCCUACUGUUGGUGACAAUGCUCAAGAUCUAAAUGGCGGGAUGACAGUCUACUAUCAACAACGUGGUCCUGCAGCCAGCGAUGGUACUUUGAAAGCAUUCCCCGCUGGAUUCCGCAUGCUGGCGGGUGAUACAACCAAGCGCAACUUUACUGGUGGAUUCGAUGCCCAGGCUAUAUCGUUUGCUUGCCUUGGCAGCAAUCAACCAGAGACGAAUGAGAUUCCAAACUACAAAUGUCCAGGUGGAUUGCGUGCUCAAGUUUACUUUCCAUCUUGCUGGGAUGGAGUAAAUCUAGACAGUGCAGAUCAUAAGAGUCACAUGUCCUAUCCUGCAAGCGGGGCGUACAAUAAUGGACCUUGCCCUGCGUCUCAUCCUGUCCAGCUCGUCAGCUUGUUCUAUGAGGUUCUGUAUGACACUGCUCAAUUCGAGUGGUAUGGCAGUACUCAUCCUUUCGUCUUCGCUAACGGUGACGCGACCGGCUAUGGCUUCCAUGGAGAUUUCGUCAAUGGUUGGGACAUCGACACCUUGCAAGCUAUUGUGGACACAUGCACCGAUGACUCCAAGUUCGGCAGUAUCGACAAGUCUGCCUGCCCACCGAUUGACCAAUUCACUACUGACCAACAGAAUGCCUGCAAGCUCCCUCCUCAGAUCGAUGAACAAGUUGCAGGUGCUCUUCCAGCACUUCCGGGCUGCAAUCCUGUAACCCGGGGACCCGAACCAGCGCCUUUACACCCCACAUGUGAAGGUUAUACUGCCCCGACUAUUGGCCAAGCAGCCACCUACUACACCGACCUUACCGUUUCGAAGGGCUGGGCAUAUAUGGGCUGCGGAAGCGACGGCAGCACUCGCACUCUCGACGGCAAGCAGUCCGUUUACAUGGCUGGCUUUGGCGACGAUAUGACCGUUGAAAAAUGUGUCGACUGGUGCGCAGGCUAUCAGUACGCUGGACUAGAAUAUGCGUCCCAAUGCUUCUGCGGUAACUCCAUUGCAGCUGAUCGGUUGCCACAGGAUGGUAUUCUAGGUAACUGUCAGAUGAAGUGCAACGGUGAUAAUGGAGAAUAUUGCGGCGGUCCGAACGCGCUCAGCUUGUACAAGAAGUGCACAGAUGCUGCAAGCUGCCAGAAUGCUCAGUUUGGCGUUUCCCAUAACACCACUGCCAGCGCAUAAAUUAAGGCGAGCCUUAUCACAGGUUGCGAGGCAAUUUCUUUUCUUCAAAUGUAUAUAUUCAUCAAUUUUUGUGAGACUGCUCAGGAGCAGUGGGCCGUCGAUACUUGUAUGCCAUUGUAUUCACUAGACGAGAAGUUUAGCAAUUCUGGAAUCCAAGUGCAAAGUCGACGAAAUAAAACAAAUGGCAAUCUGCGAAAAAUGUAGAUGAAC
Molecule: messenger RNA, 2016 nt
Organism: Verruconis gallopava
Lineage: Eukaryota; Fungi; Ascomycota; Dothideomycetes; Venturiales; Sympoventuriaceae
Exons: 1
Coding region: 343-1806 (487 amino acids)
Source: RefSeq, a predicted model, not a curated record